AUGGCGUAUACAGAGUCCACAUUAUUGGAAACAGUGGUCGGCUCUGGCAAGAGUACCCUCGGGAAAGAACUCAGCAGCCUCCUCGGGCUUCCUCACAUUCCCCUCGACUCACUGUUCUGGAAACCAGGAUGGACGCGAUCCACCAACGAAGAGUUCUGCCAGCGAAUCCGCGAGGCGCUAGAUAGCUCUCCGGGAGGCUGGAUCGUCGAUGGGAACUACACCAGUAUGGGUGCGGGCUUCGUUACGGGGGAGGCAAACAAUGUAAUAUGGAUGGACCCCCCGCUUCUGCUGUAUUUCCCUCGCGUGAUGUGGAGGACAUUCUUGCGUUUGCUGAGGCUGCGCGAGCCGUGCAGUCCUGGGUGCGCAGAGCGCCCUGCGGAGGUGUUCUUCUCUAAGGAGAGUAUCUUGUGGUGGUGCCUCACCAAUCAUUUCAGGUUCAAAAGGAAAACUCAAGGCUGGAUGGCCGAUCCUUCGUUCGCGAGGAAGACGGUCCACCUUGCGGGAUGGGGAUCGGAAUAUAGGCGAUGGUGGUCGUCGGUGGUUAGUAUGGUGAAGGGCCACGCCAAAAGUACCUGA
Messenger RNA from Pleurotus ostreatus (oyster mushroom), 576 nucleotides. RefSeq lists its product as uncharacterized. NCBI's taxonomy places the organism in Eukaryota, Fungi, Basidiomycota, Agaricomycetes, Agaricales, Pleurotaceae. The transcript is spliced from 4 exons. Bases 1 to 576 code for a protein of 191 amino acids. The record is from RefSeq and is a predicted model, not a curated record.